CUCUGUCGUCUCUAGAUCUUGAUAUUUUCCUCCUUGUUUUUUUUAUCUCAACAAUGGCGACGGAGAAUAAAGGGAAGCCAUUGCCAAAGUUUGGUGAAUGGGAUGUGAACAAUCCCGCAUCAGCAGAAGGAUUCACAGUCAUUUUCAGCAAAGCUAGUGACGAGAAGAAGACCAAGAAAGCAUCCGGCGCUGGCCCUAACAGUAUGGCUACACCUCAGAGAAACCAAAACUCUGAUCAAAACAAUCACAAUGAUUCCCAAAACCCAAAAGCUAAGAAUAAAUGGUUUUGCUUCCGUUAAAUCCAGCCAUCUUCUGAAGAAUCCGAGAAGGCGUAGCUAAGCUGAACAAGUUAGCAGAGAGAUGAUCUCAAACAAAGUGAAACAAAAGGGUUAAAGACCAUUUACAUCUCAGCUUUCUUCUUCUGUCUUCUGCUGAUAUUAAUAUUAUACUUGUUCAGUAUACUUUUUUGUUCCUUUCUUUUUAAUUUGCCUUGCCAACAUUUGUCCCCACAAUGGAUAUAAAUUGUAUCUUCUGACUCCAUCUAAAAACUUCGUUUCUGAUGGAAAUAAGAUUUUGAGACAAUAGUCCUUCUCAGACAUA
This is a messenger RNA of Camelina sativa (false flax), 600 nucleotides long. Its product is annotated as RPM1-interacting protein 4-like. The record is from RefSeq and is a predicted model, not a curated record. Gene Ontology annotation, cellular component: plasma membrane. NCBI's taxonomy places the organism in Eukaryota, Viridiplantae, Streptophyta, Magnoliopsida, Brassicales, Brassicaceae.